UUGACAGUUCGCCAUUUUUUGUGCUGUCCAGAAAUUCAUUGAUUGUUUUUCUGUGAGAAUUCCCAUAUAAUCAAAAUGCCUUCAACACUAGAUUUGUGCGAAGAAUACUACGGAACUCGUGAUUUGUACAAAUUACUGGAUAUCGAUAAGAAUACUCUCGAGAAAGAUGUUAAAAAGGCGUACUAUAAGUUGUCCCUGAAGGUGCAUCCGGAUCGCGUGGCAGAGAAUCAGAAAGCUGACGCCACAGAAAAGUUCAAAAUUCUUGGCAAAAUAUAUGCUGUGCUCUCGGAUCCGGACAAGAAGAAGCUUUACGAGGAGAAGGGAAUUAUAGACGAUGACGAGGAUGAGAGCAAAUUGGCCACUUGGAUUGAGAUGUGGAAGACCAUCUUCAAGCCCAUCACCGAUGAGGAUAUUGAGAACUACCAGAAGAGCUACGUGGGCUCGGAUCUGGAGAAGAGCGACAUAAAGAAGGCGUACAUGAACGGCAAUGGAUGCAUCAACUACUUGAUGAGCACCGUGCCCUUUAUGGCCGUCGAGGAUGAGCCGAGGAUAAUCGCGAUGGUGAAAGAGUGGAUCGACGCUGGAGAGGUGCCGGAAUAUGAGAUCUUCACGAAGGAGCCCAAGGCGAAGCGCAACAGACGCCACAAGAAGUACGCUCGGGAGAAUCUGGAGGCGGAGGAGAUCAAAGCUAAGCUGGCUAAGGAAGGGAAUUCGCUUGAGAAGCAAAUAAUGCGGCGCCAGAAUGAGCGAGCUCAGCAGUACGACGACUUAUUUGCCAAGUACUUCGUCGAGGAGAAGCCUAAGAAGAAAAGGGCAUCGAAACAGGCAUCAAAAGCAGCCCCCGAAGAACCCCUCCGGAAAGUGAAGUCUGGCAGGGUGUCCAAAGCAAAGAAGUAGAAUUAUUCCUCAGUGGGCGAAUCUACGCUCUUUUCCAUCAUUUCUCAUUACUCAAUAAGAACUCAGAUUU
This is a messenger RNA of Phlebotomus argentipes, 967 nucleotides long. Its product is annotated as J domain-containing protein CG6693. The record is from RefSeq and is a predicted model, not a curated record. Gene Ontology annotation, cellular component: cytoplasm; nucleus. Lineage: Eukaryota; Metazoa; Arthropoda; Insecta; Diptera; Psychodidae. The transcript has 2 exons. Bases 76 to 897 code for a protein of 273 amino acids. Gene Ontology annotation, molecular function: heat shock protein binding.